Condylostylus longicornis is the source of this 3528-nucleotide messenger RNA. Its product is annotated as DNA excision repair protein ERCC-5-like. Gene Ontology annotation, molecular function: single-stranded DNA binding; DNA endonuclease activity. The transcript is spliced from 9 exons. Lineage: Eukaryota; Metazoa; Arthropoda; Insecta; Diptera; Dolichopodidae. Gene Ontology annotation, biological process: nucleotide-excision repair. Bases 1 to 3528 code for a protein of 1175 amino acids. Gene Ontology annotation, cellular component: nucleus. The record is from RefSeq and is a predicted model, not a curated record.
AUGGGUGUCCAAGGCCUUUGGGAUGUUGUUGCCCCUGCAGGCCGACGUGUCAAUCCAGAAACGCUUGAAGGGCGGACCAUUGCGGUUGACAGUUCAAUAUGGAUGGUCCAAUUCAUGAAAGCCAUGAGAGAUGCAAAUGGGAACAUGAUACGGGCUGCCCAUCUUGUUGGAUUUUUCCGCCGUAUUUGCAAGCUGCUGUAUUACCGAAUUCGUCCUGUUUUUGUAUUCGACGGUCCUCCUCCUCCAUUGAAAAUGAGAACCCUGAUGCAGCGGCGCCAAUUUCGUGAACAGCAAGAAAGCAAUAUCAAAAAAACAGCCGAAAGGCUUCUUUUAGCACGUUUAAAGCAGAGAGUUUUGGCCAAAGCUGCCGCUGUUCGGAACUCCCAAACUCCAAAGGCAGACAAUGUGGAGAUUUCAAGUGGUACUCCAACUAGCACACAGACUAGCGCGGCUGUUGAGACUGUUGAAUCAACAAUCACUCGUUUUCGUCGCCAAAGGGAAGAGGAAGAAGAGAUUGAGGAAACCUCGAGUUCUUCGAAACGGCCCAAACUGAACGACGAUGAUCAAGAGCCAAACCAGAAAGAUCUGUUCACUAUCGACAGCGACGAUGAUGAUGUAGAUCUUGACGUAAGCGGGGAGGCACUCACCAACGCUGCAAACAGGAGAGCCCGUCGGGUCGCUUACUAUAGCAGCAUUCCAUCGGAGUUCACAGGAUUCCUCUCCGGACGUCGCCGUCUUGAUGACAUCCAAAUCGCUCCAUCUGGGAUUGACGGCCUUCUCAAAAUGCCUGAAUCACUGCUUCCGAAGCGAACUGGAGAUGAUCAUCCUCAAACAUCUAAAAUGUUCAGAGAAGCAGAUGACUUCAAGGAGUAUCGCGUAGUUUCAGAAGAUGGAGUAGAGCACUUCAUUCCAUUGCCACUCGAUUCAGGAAUUGAUCCUGAAGUUUUCAGCCAUCUUCCGCCAAAAAUGCAGUACUCGAUUUUGACACAAUUGAAAGAUGCCUGGUUCAACUAUGCCCGCCUCAAAGCAGUUCAGUCCAAAGAUGAUGUAGGAGCGUUCAGCAAUAUUCAAAUUGAGUCCUUUUUGAGACUCGUUAGAACCUCUCAAGAAAUCGAAAAAGUUAAAAAGUCAAUGGCUGAGCAAGUGCACGCUGAGACUAUUGCAUCAAGUUCUUCUGAACCGAGCGCCUUCCUUCGAACAGAAGACGCUGAGUUGCAGAUUGACUCCAACGAAACAGAAGAGCCCUUGCUGCAGUUACCUGAAUCGGGAGAAGUGCGAAGUCUGGCAGCCCAAUUGUUGCCCGAUCCCUUGAAUGGAGCGCUCCACGUUAAAGGAGGCCCGCAAAACAGUGCAUAUGGGAGAAGAGGGCGAAGAAGAAAGGCCAUCCAACAUUUGAAUUCCGACUUCUCCAUGCCUUCGUUGCAGCCGCUCAAAGGAGUGGAAGCUCUGGGUGAAAUGAAUGAUUGGCGGGAUCAGUCAGUGGUCGAUCGUGAUUGGCGGGCUGGUUGGUCGAAAUUGAAAAGUAAUCCAAUUGAAGCAUUUCAGCAUAUUGGAGACGCUCUGAGCGUGAAGAGACAAACACAUCAAGAUGUUUCGAUGAGGGAAAAUGGAGAGGUCAAGGAAGAAAUCGGCAACGCGAACGAAGACUUCCACCUGUUUUAUAAUGAACUGAGUGUGGAAGAUUUGUUUGGAAAAAAUGAUGCAACGGAAAACCCGAGUAGUGAAGUUGGACCGUCAGACAAAGAGUCGCCCGGCACAAGAUCGAAAAAGCGAAUCAACAUGGUGAGGAAAACUGACCCGUUCAAACAAGCUGAACAGAAGGAUGUUAAGACAAGCGGCUUCAAAAAUACUGGAGAAACCCCAAAGCCACAAGCAGAACUAGUGUAUCCCUCAAUACUGCAGCAGGAAAUCCCACCAGAAAAACCACAGCAAAUGUCUCAAAUAGAAGCAUCACCAUCAGAAGGACAUCAGGUAGAAAAAUCAAGGAAUCUCGAAAGGGGGGAACCAAAAGUACUAAGAAUGCACCAUUCACAACGAACAGAAACAGGACAGCCAGAAAUAACAGACCCUCGCGGAGUGCAACAACUGGAAGUAGAACUAUCAGAGCUGGAGCAUUCAGAGUUGAAGCCUCGAGAAAAACAUUCAGAAUCACGUCAAGCAACUCCCUGGUGCGAGGACGAUGAUGAAGGCUGGGGGGACACCGAGUUCGUCUGUGACGCAUCGAAGGGAGGAGAAGUAAUUAGGGAACAGACUGUUUCAGCCCCAUCCGUUCCAUCUUCUCCAAGCAUCGCUGAGGUUCAAGAAAAAACUCCGAGUUCAUCUGAGCCUGAAGUUGAUGGGAGAAGCGAUGUCGAUUCGCAUAGGGUUGAUUCGGAAGUUGAAGUAGUGGAGACGGAGACCUACAAUGUGAAGUCGCGGGAAAAAAUGGAAUUAGCGAGAGAUGAUUUGGGACAUCGUCUGCAAGAGAAAACGAUGAGCGAGAUCCUUCAGGAAGAAACAGAUCAAUCAGAUGUUGGGAGUACCAAGCUUGGAAUCCAAGAGACGAAGCCAGGAUUAAUCGAGGGUUUCUCUGAUUUGGAUGACUUUGCUGCAGAAUUGGAAGAAGAAGCAGGUCGUUUAGAGUCGAAGAUGCUGACUCAUAAACGAGAUGCUGAUAUUGUAACUCCCGAAAUGCAUGAUGAAAUUCGUCAUUUAUUGAGACUUUGCGGAUUGCCUUUCGUUAAUGCUCCUGCUGAAGCGGAAGCUCAAUGUGCUGCCCUCACGCAAUUAAAUCUUUGCGAAGCAGUUCUCUCCGAUGAUUCUGAUACCCUUGUUUUCGGGGCAGCUCAAGUAUUUCGACGGUUUUUCGAUUCGCGAACGACAGCUGAAAUGUAUGAUCUCGAGGAGAUUCAAGACAAAGUUGGAUUAAAUCAAGACAGUUUGAUCUUGAUCGCCUUGCUAUUAGGUGCAAACUUUGGUGGUUUCCGUGGUCUCUAUUAUCCUUUUAUUCAGGAAUUGCCGUUGGUCUAUUCUUUCAUUCUUAGGGGAUCGGGAAUUCGACCGGGCGAUGAUCUUAUGAAAAAGGUCUACAAAGACGCACACAAACGUUAUCGAUAUCAAUGGAUUUUUCCAGAAGUAUUUCCUGAUUAUGAAGUUUGGACAUCCUUUCGUGAACCAAACGUGGACCGAUCGGCAGAAACCUUCACUUGGGGAAAUUUGGAUGUUGAAGGAAUCAUGAAAUUUCUGAGAAUCCAUGCAGGUCUCAAUCGUGAAGUUGUGAUAGAGACGCUUGAUCCGGUCUUAAAACGAAUCGAAACUCAUCCGCGAAUAUUAAGACAGCCAACAAUCAAAGAGUUUUUUAGACCUCGACCUCUUACCGAUGAAGAAGCAGUAGCGAAAAUUCGCUCGAAAAGAAUGGAACGUGUGAUUGAACAGAUGAAGAAGAAAGGAUCAGCAGUUGCUGAUGAAACAUCUGGUUCAUCAACCAAAGCAAAAUCGAAACCACGAGCAAAAGCCAAAUCAUCGCCGAAGCCAACGCGUAAAAAAUGA